Molecule: messenger RNA, 420 nt
Organism: Adineta steineri
Lineage: Eukaryota; Metazoa; Rotifera; Eurotatoria; Adinetida; Adinetidae
Source: the annotation of a GenBank genome assembly
AUGGCAGCAUCAUCUAUGGAAAUCUUAGCGACGAUCCAAGCUAUUCAGACUGCUGAAAUUUCACUUGUUCGAAUAAGUUCACCAAUUCUUAUGAUAUUUGGUAAUAUCGGUGAAAUUUUAAAUAUAAUUAUUUUUGUUCAACGUACAUUUCGAAAUAAUUCAUGUGCGAUUUAUUUUCUUGCUGCUUCAUGUGUACGAUUAAUAUUUAUUAAUUUUACUAUUUUUCUCAAUGAUCUUUCUAUUGGUUAUAAUAUUGAUCCAGCAAGAACAUCGAUGAUAUUUUGCAAAUUUAAAUUCUAUCUUACCUUUUUAACGGCUAUUCUACCAUUGAGUUUUAUUAUUUUAGCAUGUUUUGAUCGAUUAAUGUUGAGUUCAUUAAGUGUAAGAACGCGUUCAUGGAGUCAACCACGAUUUGCUUGA